This is a messenger RNA of Rasamsonia emersonii CBS 393.64, 1476 nucleotides long. RefSeq lists its product as uncharacterized. Gene Ontology annotation, molecular function: protein binding. The record is from RefSeq and is a predicted model, not a curated record. Bases 1 to 1476 code for a protein of 491 amino acids. The transcript is spliced from 2 exons. NCBI's taxonomy places the organism in Eukaryota, Fungi, Ascomycota, Eurotiomycetes, Eurotiales, Trichocomaceae.
AUGUCGAAGCGCGCCGCAGACGCCUCCGAAGAGCAGUCCGCCGCCCUGAAAGCGGGCGAGCGCCCUGUCUCAGAAGCCCCUCCGGACGAAGUGGGGGAGUUCGAGGACGAGUACGAAGAUGAGUUUGAAAGCGAAGAGGAGAUCUUCGAAGCGGGCGUCGAUGGUCGCCCGGAUGAGGAGCGAGAGGCUGAAGAGCAAGAGGAUGCGAUGGACGUCGACAAGGAGACCUUCAUACCUGGCCGAACAAAGCUGAAUCCCGGCGAGACGCUAGCCCCUGAUCCCUCCACAUACGACAUGCUGCAUACGCUCACCACGCCGUGGCCAUGUCUCUCGUUCGACAUCGUGCGCGAUAACCUGGGCGAUAACCGAAAGACCUUCCCGGCCACCGUCUACGCGGUCGCCGGUACUCAGGCGGACGGCCCUCGAGCGAAAGAAAACGAAUUGAUGAUCCUCAAGCUCAGUGGUCUCGGAAAGAUGGAGCGGGAGAACGAGUCGGACUCAGAGAGCGAGUCGGACUCGGACGACGAAUCGCCAUCAGACCCCAUUCUGGAAUCCAAGUCAAUCCCGUUGAACUCGACGACGAAUCGCAUCCGUGUGCACCAAACGCCUCCUCAAUCAGGAGACUAUUCGAAACCUCCGCAGACCAUAACGGCGACGUGGUUGGAAAACUCACAGGUGCUCAUCCACGACGUCACCACCCAUCUUACAAGCUUCGAUGUGCCCGGCACAGUCAUCACCCCUUCCGCCUCGAAGCCCAUAUCCACGCUGCGAAUGCACAAGACCGAGGGGUAUGCACUGGACUGGUCGCCAUUGCAACCUCUCGGAAAGCUUCUGACCGGCGACAACGACGGAUUGAUCUACGUGACCACCAGGACAGAGGGCGGUGGAUGGGUGACAGACUCUCGAGCGUUUGUCGGCCAUACAUCCUCCGUCGAGGAGCUGCAGUGGUCACCGAACGAGAAGAAUGUGUUCGCUUCGGCCAGCAGUGACGGCACAGUCAAGGUGUGGGACGUGCGGUCCAAGUCUCGGAAACCGGCGGUGGAUGUCAAGAUCUCAGACACGGACGUGAACGUCAUGAGCUGGUCGAAGCUGACGUUCCAUCUCUUGGCCACGGGUGCUGACGACGGACAAUGGGCGGUCUGGGAUCUGAGACACUGGAAACCGAGUGCGUCGUCGGGGUCCGGGCAAAUCAAGCCGUCCCCCGUCGCAUCGUUCGAUUUCCACAAGCAGCCCGUUACGAGUAUCGAGUGGCACCCGACUGACGACAGCGUCAUUGCGGUGUCGUCGGCAGACAACACCAUCACCCUGUGGGAUCUGGCUGUUGAACUUGAUGAUGAAGAGAGUCGGGAUGCCGGGCUGGCUGAUAUCCCGCCGCAACUGCUGUUUGUGCACUAUAUGGAGUCUGUGAAGGAGUUGCAUUGGCAGGCCCAGAUGCCUGGUACGGUGAUGGCCACAGGAAGCAACGGAUUUGGGUAA